This is a messenger RNA of Chrysochloris asiatica (Cape golden mole), 2916 nucleotides long. RefSeq names its product nucleoporin 93kDa (gene NUP93). The transcript has 22 exons. Gene Ontology annotation, molecular function: structural constituent of nuclear pore. Lineage: Eukaryota; Metazoa; Chordata; Mammalia; Afrosoricida; Chrysochloridae. The record is from RefSeq and is a predicted model, not a curated record. Gene Ontology annotation, biological process: protein import into nucleus; poly(A)+ mRNA export from nucleus. Gene Ontology annotation, cellular component: nuclear pore. Bases 122 to 2578 code for a protein of 818 amino acids.
GGGAGCGGCUGUCCUCGGCCAAUCAGGAAUCGCUAGUGAGCGGCGCGAGAAGCGGCGGCCGUGUUCUCAAGCCGGGACCUAAGCGGUGGAGACGGCGGAAGCACCAGGAUCCAUAUCUCCAAUGGAUACUGAGGGGUUUGGUGAGCUCCUUCAGCAAGCUGAACAGCUUGCCGCCGAGACCGAGGGCAUCUCAGAGCUUCCCCACGUGGAACGGAACUUACAGGAAAUCCAGCAGGCGGGUGAGCGCCUGCGUUCCCGUACCCUCACACGCACGUCCCAGGAGACAGCAGAUGUCAAGGCGUCAGUUCUUCUUGGGUCUCGGGGACUUGACAUAUCCCACAUCUCACAGCGUUUGGAGAGCCUCAGUGCAGCCACCACCUUUGAGCCUCUUGAACCUGUGAAGGACACAGACAUUCAGGGUUUCCUGAAGAAUGAGAAGGACAAUGCCUUGCUGUCUGCCAUCGAAGAGUCCCGGAAGAGGACCUUUGGCAUGGCUGAGGAGUACCAUCGAGAGUCAAUGCUGGUCGAGUGGGAACAAGUGAAACAGCGAAUUCUCCACACUCUGCUGGCGUCAGGAGAAGAUGCCCUUGACUUUACUCAAGAAAGUGAACCAAGUUACAUCAGUGACCUGGGACCCCCCGGUCGAAGUUCUCUGGACAGCAUUGAGAUGGCCUAUGCCCGGCAGAUUUAUAUCUAUAACGAGAAAAUUGUCAACGGGCACCUGCAGCCUAACCUUGUGGGCCUCUGUGGAGCUGUGGAGCUGGAUGACAAGAACAUCUCGGACAUGUGGGCCUUGGUCAAACAAAUGACAGACGUGCUGUUGGUGCCUGCAACCGAUGCCCUGAAGAGUCGCAGCAGCGUGGAGGUUCGCAUGGAGUUUGUCAGGCAGGCCCUGGCCUACCUGGAGCAGAGCUAUAAAAAUUAUACCCUUGUGACUGUCUUUGGAAAUUUGCACCAGGCCCAGCUUGGUGGUGUGCCUGGGACGUACCAGUUGGUUAGAAGUUUCCUGAACCUUAAACUUCCAGCGCCGUUGCCUGGACUUCAGGAUGGAGAGGUGGAAGGCCAUCCUGUGUGGGCACUGAUUUAUUACUGCAUGCGCUGUGGAGACCUGCUUGCCGCUUCACAGGUGGUUAAUCGAGCCCAGCACCAGCUGGGAGAGUUUAAAACCUGGUUCCAGGAGUAUAUGAACAGCAAGGACAGAAGAUUAUCCCCAGCUACGGAAAACAAGCUCCGGCUGCAUUACCGCCGGGCCCUCCGGAAUAACACAGACCCCUACAAGCGAGCUGUGUACUGCAUUAUUGGCAGAUGCGAUGUUACCGACAACCAGAGUGAAGUGGCUGACAAAACUGAGGACUACCUGUGGCUGAAGCUCAACCAAGUGUGUUUUGAUGAUGAUGGUACCAGCUCCCCACAAGACAGGCUCAGCCUUUCACAGUUCCAGAAACAAUUAUUAGAAGACUAUGGGGAAUCCCACUUCACGGUGAACCAGCAGCCCUUCCUAUACUUCCAAGUCCUGUUCCUGACGGCACAGUUUGAAGCUGCAAUCGCCUUUCUCUUCCGGAUGGAGCGGCUGCGCUGUCAUGCUGUCCAUGUGGCCCUGGUGCUGUUUGAGCUGAAGCUGCUUUUAAAGUCCUCUGGACAGAGUGCCCAGCUCCUCAGCCAUGAGCCUGGAGACCCUCCCUGCAUGCGGCGGCUGAACUUCGUGCGGCUGCUCAUGCUCUACACACGCAAGUUUGAAUCCACAGACCCGAGGGAAGCCCUCCAGUACUUUUACUUCCUCAGGGACGAGAAAGAUAGUCAAGGAGAAAACAUGUUUUUGCGCUGCGUAAGCGAACUGGUGAUAGAAAGUCGAGAGUUUGAUAUGAUUCUGGGGAAACUAGAGAAUGAUGGAAGCAGAAAGCCUGGAGUCAUAGAUAAGUUUACUAGUGACACAAAGCCUAUUAUCAACAAAGUUGCUUCCGUGGCAGAAAAUAAAGGACUGUUUGAAGAAGCAGCAAAGCUUUAUGACCUUGCCAAGAAUGCUGACAAGGUGCUGGAGCUGAUGAACAAACUGCUCAGCCCCGUGGUCCCCCACAUCAGCGCACCGCAGUCCAACCGAGAGAGACUAAAGAACAUGGCGCUCUCCAUCGCCGAACGGUACAGGGCUCAGGGAAUAAGCGCAAAUAAAUUUGUGGACUCCACGUUCUAUCUUCUGUUGGACUUGAUCACCUUUUUUGAUGAAUAUCACAGUGGUCAUAUUGACAGAGCCUUUGAUAUCAUUGAUCGCUUGAAGUUGGUACCCCUGAAUCAGGAAAGUGUGGAAGAGAGAGUGGCUGCCUUCAGGAACUUCAGUGAUGAAAUCAGGCACAACCUCUCGGAAGUGCUUCUCGCCACCAUGAACAUCUUGUUCACACAGUUUAAGAGGCUCAAGGGGACGAGUCCUUCGUCGGCGACCAGGCCACAACGAGUCAUCGAGGACCGCGACUCUCAACUCCGUGGUCAAGCCCGAGCUCUGAUCACCUUUGCUGGGAUGAUACCCUACCGGACGUCUGGGGACACCAAUGCGAGACUGGUGCAGAUGGAGGUCCUCAUGAACUAAGGGCGAGGCUCUGGGUGGCUGCUGGGAUUGCAUGCCGUCAUGGGGGGGGGGGGGGGUUUCUGGCUUCAUUUCUGUUGUGUUGUUUUGUUUUUGUAUUAUGUAUUUUUGUCAACACCAAUAAAUUUCUUUGGUUUAUAUUUCUUUUAAACAUCCUUUUAUUUUCAUUGUUUUGUUUUGUUUUUCCUUUGAAAUUUUUGUUUACAUUAUUCUUUGUGUAUAUGGGGAGGAAGUGCCUUCACUCAUUUUUUGGGCCAGAGAAUGGUAGGCUAUGUAGGCAUCUUUAAUUUGGUUUGAACUGACCUUAAAUGAUUAAAAGUCAUCCAAAAUGAGCAAGGAAA